GCAGCAGCAGAAGAAGAGGAGUGGGAGGUUUCCCCCUCAAAGGACUCAUUGUAGGCAGGGAUGAGAGUGUGUGCAGCCGCGGUGUGUGUGCCGUGAGUGUGUGUAUGUAUGUGUGCGUGAUGAACCCCCUCCUUCUCCUCUUCUUCCUUAACUAGCUGGUCAGCGGCUAACGGAGGGAUUAGAGAAGCCAGCUCCACUUACUCACAAGCAGACGAAGGGGGAUUGCAGUGUGCGUGAAUCAUGCUCGUCGUCAUUACUACCGACUGGGAGUGGAGCCGAAAUUGUGCAAGAUACGGAUAACAGCAAAAGGGGGAAAGGUCCGUGUGGAUACAGUCAAGUUUCCAGCUCUUUUCUCUGCCGUGAAAAAUGCCUCAGAAGGGGCUCCACUCCUCCUGCUGCUGCUGCUCUGCUCGGACCCGUCGCAUUAUCUACCUUCCUCCCUCACAUGUGCUCUAUGUUGAAGAACUGACCAGGAGAAGAAACCUUUAAGGAGGGAAGCUAAAACCCAAAAGGACGCAGGGAUAUAUUGCCUUUUUUUUAAUCUUCCGCUUUCCCAAGUGGGAAAAAGAAGAGAUCAGAAGAGGAAAAAAGAAGGUAGAAAAAGUUGUAGUUGUUGGCGAAAGAGGAAACAUGGGGAACGCAGGGAGCAUGGACCAGCACCCUGAUUUCAGGGGACACAACAUGCCUCUGAAACUUCCAAUGCCCGAGCCAGGGGAACUGGAGGAGAGAUUUGCAACCGUGUUGAACUCCAUGAAUCUUCCUCCAGACAAAGCACGACUGUUGCGGCAGUAUGACAACGAGAAGAAGUGGGAGCUCAUCUGUGAUCAGGAGCGAUUCCAAGUGAAAAACCCGCCUCACACGUACCUCCAAAAGCUGAGGAGUUAUCUCGACCCUGCAGUCACCAGAAAGAAAUUCAGACGGAGAGUUCAGGAGUCCACCCAAGUCCUGAGAGAACUGGAAAUUUCGUUACGGACCAAUCACAUCGGGUGGGUGAGAGAAUUCUUAAAUGAAGACAACAAAGGCCUGGACGUGCUGGUGGAGUAUCUUUCUUUUGCACAGUAUGCUGUCACGUUUGAUGGAGACCUUGUGGAGAACAAUCCUGAGGCUGCCAUGGAUAAGUCUAAGCCCUGGAGCCGCUCUAUAGAAGACCUGCACGGAGGAAGCACUCUGCCGUCACCCAUCACAGGAAACGGCAUCACACGAGCUGGGCGACAUUCCACGUUACGUUGCAACACACUGCCGAGCAGAAGAACCCUGAAAAACUCCAGACUGGUCUCCAAGAAAGACGACGUCCAUGUCUGCAUCAUGUGCCUGCGUGCGAUCAUGAAUUAUCAGUAUGGCUUCAACAUGGUCAUGUCGCACCCACACGCUGUGAAUGAAAUUGCACUAAGUCUCAACAAUAAAAACCCAAGAACGAAAGCUUUGGUCCUGGAGCUCCUGGCGGCAGUUUGUCUCGUGAGAGGAGGCCACGAAAUUAUUCUCUCCGCGUUCGACAACUUUAAAGAGGUGUGUAUUGAGACGCAGAGGUUUGAGAGGCUAAUGGAGUACUUCAGGAAUGAGGACAACAACAUCGACUUCAUGGUUGCCUGUAUGCAGUUCAUCAACAUCGUCGUACACUCGGUGGAGGAUAUGAACUUCAGGGUUCAUCUACAGUUCGACUUCACCAAACUGUGUCUGGACGACUACUUAGACAAACUGAAGCACACGGAGAGCGAUAAGCUGCAGGUUCAGAUCCAGGCCUACUUGGAUAACGUGUUUGACGUUGGAGCACUUCUAGAGGAUGCAGAGACCAAAAACGCUGCUCUGGAGCGUGUGGAGGAGCUAGAGGAGAAUAUGUCACAUAUGACGGAGAAACUGCAGGACAUGGAGAACGAGGCCAUGUCAAAGAUUGUGGAGUUGGAGAAGCAGCUGAUGCAAAGGAACAAGGACCUUGAAUCCAUCAGGGAAGUCUACAAAGACACCAGCUCGCAGGUGCACUCUUUGCGGCAGAUGUUGAAAGAGAAGGAUGAGGCCAUCCUGCGACAGAGUAAACUGGAGAAGAAGAUCCAUGAGCUGGAGAGACAAGGCACCAUCAAGAUCCACAAAAAGGGAGAUGGAGACAUCUCCAUCCUGCCCUCGCCGCCACCUGGUGUGGAGGGCUUGGCGGGCUCUGUGAUGGGGGGAAAUGCUGCAGCUGUCGGUCCAAAUCAUAUGGGAGUUGUAGCGGGGAGCCUUGCUCCUCCACCACCUCCCCCACCUCCACUGCCUUUGAACGGCACAUUGUUAAACGGACCAUCAUCUGCCAUUCCUGCCCCAGCAGCUCCCCCACCUCCACCGCCUCCCCCUCCACCUCCCCCUCCCCCACCAGGGCCAAACUUCUCAGUACAUAUGCCUCCUCCGCCUCCUCCUGCAGCCCCGCCACUUCCCGGCUGUGGGACGCCCACUGUCAUCAUGAACUCCGGGUUAGCAGCUGUUAAGAUAAAAAAACCCAUCAAGACAAAGUUCCGUAUGCCCGUCUUCAACUGGGUGGCCCUGAAACCAAACCAGAUCAACGGGACCGUCUUCAACGAGAUCGAUGACGAGAGGAUACUGGAGGACUUAAACGUGGACGAGUUCGAGGAGAUGUUUAAGACAAAAGCUCAGGGCCCGGCAAUCGACCUCGGCAUGAGCAAGCAGAAGAUCAUUCAGAAAGGGCCCAACAAGGUGACACUACUGGACUCCAACCGAGCCAAGAACCUGGCCAUCACACUGAGGAAAGUGGGCAAGACUCCUGAGGAGAUCUGCAAAGCAAUUCAGAUAUUUGAUCUGCGGACUCUGCCUGUAGACUAUGUGGAGUGUCUGAUGCGCUUCCAGCCCACGGAGAACGAGAUCAAAGUCCUGAGACAGUUUGAGAAGGAGCGAAAGCCACUGGAGAGCCUGACGGACGAGGACCGCUUCAUGAUGCAGUUCAGUAAAAUCGAGCGGCUCAUGCAGAAGAUGACCAUCAUGGCCUUCAUCGGGAACUUCUGUGAGAGCCUGCAGAUGUUAACACCGCAACUUCAUGCUGUGAUCGCAGCGUCUGUGUCCAUUAAAUCAUCACAGAAACUGAAGAAAAUCUUAGAGAUUAUCUUGGCUCUUGGAAACUACAUGAACAGCAGCAAACGAGGAGCUGUGUAUGGGUUUAAGCUGCAGAGUUUAGACUUGCUACUUGAUACCAAAUCAACAGAUCGGAAGCUAACGUUGUUACACUACAUCGCCAAUGUAGUCAAGGAUAAAUAUGUCCAGGUUGCUCUCUUUUACAACGAGAUACACUAUGUGGAGAAAGCUGCAGGAGUGUCGUUGGAUAACGUCCUGCUGGAUGUAAGGGAGCUAAACAGAGGCAUGGAGCUGACCAAGAGAGAGUACAGCAUGCACGGCCACAACACCAUGCUCAAAGAGUUCAUCGCACACAACGAGAGCAAGCUGAAGAAGCUGCAGGACGAUGCUAAGAUUGCACAGGAUGCCUUUGACGAGGUGGUGAAGUUCUUCGGGGAGAACGCCAAAACAACGCCGCCCUCUGUCUUCUUCCCUGUUUUUGUGAGAUUUGUGAAGGCUUACAGGCAAGCAGAAGAGGACAAUGAGCAAAAAAAGAGACAGGAGCAGCUUUUGAUGGAGAAACUUCUAGAACAGGAGGCCAUGAUGGAGGAGAACCAGAAGUCUCCCUCUCAUAAGAACAAGCGGCAGCAGCAAGAGCUGAUCCAGGAGCUCAGGAGGAAACAGGUGAAAGACAGCCGGCACGUCUACGAAGGCAAAGAUGGAGCAAUUGAGGACAUCAUCACGGAUUUGAGGAAUCAGCCUUACAGGCGAGCCGACGCUGUGCGGAGAAGUGUCAGGAGACGCUUUGAUGAUCAGAACUUGCGGCCGGGGAACAACGGCGAAGUGAUCGUGUGACGAGGGAAACGGAGCAUGUGCUGGAAGGGGGGAGGAAGGAGGGAUGGAGGGGGGAGGGGGGGUUUGGAAGAUGGAGAGGAUGUGUAGCUUCAAAGGAAGGAGAGGAAGUUGGAUGAAGAGUGAAGGACGAUAAGUGAAAGAUGAAGAGUGUAGCAACCAUGGAGAUGAGUAUGUAUAUAUAUUACAUAAGAAUACAAGUUAUUCCAUGUCUGUGGUACAGUAGAAGCUUUUAUUUUGAAGGACUGAGACAUGUACUGGACUGAAUCUAAAGUGUCUGAAAGGUUCAUUCAGAAACCUUCCACGAGCUAAGUGCCUGAACUUCUUUGUGUGGGUUAACGUCACUCUGUCUCUUGUUUGUCUGAUGACUGUUUUUUAUACUCCCACUUUGAGCAAUACGAGUUGACCUGGCUUUAAUUUGUACGAUGUGUUUAACUGGACUUGCGGUGGCCUUAAGAGCCACGUGAAGAGAUGCGUCUUUGGAAACAUAAUGUAGAAUGUAUGGGACGAGUCCCCUGUAGCUGUUCUAAACAUUACAUCUGCCGGUGUUUUGGUCGACACCAUGCUGUGUCUCAGUACAUUCCUGUGCUAUUUCCAUUCCUCUUCGAACAGGCGUGCUCAAACUGCACUUUUUUUUUUUACAUCUCAUGAGGCUUUUCAACUUUUACUGAAAGGGCUGAUGGUCAGGCAACAAGACGGGGAUCAGAAACUGAGAAGACUUUAUAUUUGUAUUAAAGAAAGUAUAAGAGUUGUGGAGAUCGAACAGAAAAGACAUUAAAGUGAUUUGUUUCAAAACAAUACAGUAAAAUGUGAAUUGUAUAUAACAUGUUGCUCCUAAUCUGUAGAAUUAGGCCGCCUGCUCAAGUAAAAAAUGUACCAUCCACUUACCAUGAUGCAUUUCUGUAGCAGCACAGCAUUUAAGUUUGGUUUCUGGGAACAAGUGAAGCCUUUUGCUGAGCAAAAGGAGAAACUAAAACGGUAGCCCCAAGAGAACUUUCAUCCAUGCGUUGUAUUUACUCUGUUUUCUUGAGAUCUAAAAUGAACGUCAGAUGAUUUUAACUUGUAUCUCAAGAAAUGUGAAAGCACAAAAACGGAUAAAGGCUGAUGUCAUUAUGUAUGGAAGAGGAUAAGGGCCACCAGAGAAAUUAAAACAAAAAUAAGGUCAAAUUAUUUUAUUACUUUUAUUCUGAGAAAAAGUCAGAAUUCUGACUUUUUUUCUCAGAAUAACAAUAAUAAAAAAAUGUUUAACCUUAAUUUUUUUUCUGAAAUAAAAAGUCAGAAUUCUGAGAGUAAAGUCAGAAUACUGACUUUUUUCUCAGAAUAAUAAUUAUAACAAUUUAUGACCUUAUUUUUUAUUUUUUCCAGUGGUCCUAAUCCUCUUCCGUAUUUAUGUGAGUGAUAGCAGCAUGGCAUGUUGUGGUCUGGUCUAUCACAGUGACCUGCCUAUUGUUUUGUUUUCUAGAUCAUCAGAAAAUGAUCCUACCAUCACUUCAAAACAAGCUUUGUUACCUUGAGAUAAUUCAUCUGUUAAUAUGGGAGAAACAGAAUUAUUUUAAAAUACAGUAUAACACUUAAGACGAUCUGGAGAACACAGCUGAAAUACUUAUCACAGUCAGAGUAAAUCAACUGCAUGGGUGCAUGUCAGCUUAGGGCUCCUGUCAUUUUCAACCAAACGUAGACACUCUAAAAGAACAAAGCUCAACCUAACAGAGGAUCUCAUUUUUACAAACUGGAAAGAAUUUAGCAUUUCAUCUCCGUUCAUUGUUUUUACAGAUUAACUAUAUUCCAGGUUUCUGUGUCUACUCACUUUAUUGUAAUUUUAAUGUAUAGUAUUUAACCACUGAGAGGAUUCCUUGAAGCUUAUGUUCCAUCUGACAUUGUCAUUAAAAAAAAAAGCUAAACAAAGUACAGCAAACAAAAACCUUUCUUAUAUGUACAGAUAUUUUGCUACAUUAUUUUUUUUUUUUUUUUUUUUUUUACCUAACUCACAUUACCAGAUGGUUAAUAUUGUACAUAUUGUUUAAACAAAAGUUUUCAUUGCCUUGUGCUAUACAACUUGAAUGUUAUUUUAACUUAUAGUUUUGUUUCCAUUUUUUUGUUUGUAUUUAAUUAAGCCAAAUGCUUUCAGACUCUACAGCUGUGUGUUUAAUCAGAGUGUCUCACUGUCAUGCAGGAGGCAGCAGGUCACUGAAUUUGCAUGCGGGUGUGUCACAUAGCAACAAAACCAGGUACAAAAACCAUGCAUCAGAUUGUGAUUUACAGGUGUUGGUACAUUUGAGCACAAGUCAAACUCUGACACAGUGAACAUUGUGUCUGAUCAAGAUAGUUAACCUGUGAUUGGCUGGUUUUGGGGGCAGACUGACACACUCUCCUGUGAUCAUCUCCACUGAAGCACGUGCUGCUGUUCAUCUCCUUUCUCUCAACUUCACCGUAUGUUGUGACAUUUCUCUAACUGGAUAAUACUGGCAUGUUUUUUUUAAGUUCACCAGAAAUGUAUUUUAGACAGUUUGUGCUCAUGACAAAAUAACAAGCUUUUCUUAAAUUAGGUGAUAUGAGAUUUUCAAUGAAUAUGAUCAAAUAAACUAUUUACAUUGAAUAU
This is a messenger RNA of Notolabrus celidotus (New Zealand spotty), 6484 nucleotides long. It is a transcript of the gene fmnl2a, whose product is annotated as formin-like 2a. Gene Ontology annotation, molecular function: actin filament binding; small GTPase binding. Gene Ontology annotation, biological process: cell migration; regulation of cell shape; cortical actin cytoskeleton organization. The transcript has 26 exons. NCBI's taxonomy places the organism in Eukaryota, Metazoa, Chordata, Actinopteri, Labriformes, Labridae. The coding region runs from base 631 to 3888 and encodes 1085 amino acids. The record is from RefSeq and is a predicted model, not a curated record. Gene Ontology annotation, cellular component: cytosol.